AUUACAACAAUUUUUGCUAGGAAGGGUCGGGGUUUUUAUAUGAAGGUGGGUGUGGGGCUUUUGGAUACUCAAGAACGAAAUAAUCAGCACUAUUAAUUGUAUUAGAUUAGCAAUACUAGGCUAGCUACUGAUAUGGGGAGGCAACCUUGCUGUGACAAGCUUGGGGUAAAGAAAGGCCCAUGGACGGCUGAGGAGGACAAGAAACUCAUCAACUUCAUUCUCACCAAUGGCCACUGCUGUUGGCGUGCUGUCCCUAAGCUCGCCGGGCUCCGACGCUGCGGCAAGAGUUGCAGGCUUCGUUGGACCAACUAUCUUCGCCCUGACCUAAAGAGAGGCCUCCUCAGUGAAGCUGAAGAACAACUGGUUAUUGAUCUUCAUGCGCGUCUCGGCAAUAGGUGGUCCAAGAUUGCAGCCAGAUUACCAGGAAGAACAGAUAAUGAGAUUAAGAAUCACUGGAACACCCACAUCAAGAAAAAGCUUCUUAAGAUGGGACUUGAUCCCGUCACUCAUGAACCACUUCAUGAUAAGCAACCUUUUUCCGAGGAAACGGCAUCAACUGCUAGUCACUCGCAAGAAUCGGCCGGAAACCACUGUGUGCCGGAGAACGAAUACAGCAUCAUAAAUUCAGAGAACAACUCCAGCUCACCAACCGAAAACUGUUCGAGCGAUGUUCAUGAGUCCCUUUUGUUAGACAAUAUCUGCAACAAUAAUGAAUCUUUAGGGAACAGCUUGUGGAUAGACGAAGUUCCCCUAGUCGAUGGAGCAUCGUGGGAAAACCAGCAGCCUACUGGGGAAGAUAUUUGCAGUCAUAAUCUGGGUUUUCCAUCACUGGAGGAUAAUUGUUCAUGGUUAUUGGAUUGUCAGGAUUUCGGUAUUCACGACUUCGGUUUCGACUCUUUCAGUACUGAUAUUGAAUUAAACGUGUUAAACCCAUGAAUAUUAUACAUGGGAGUAAAGCAUUAGAACGUCGUACGUACGUAGAUGCAUCAUGAUGAUACUGGAGUACUAUUGAUCAUGAUCAUCAUUCAUGUCAAGUUGGUGUGAAUUUUAUCUAUUGUGUUGCAGAUCAAAUAUUCUUUGGAGGUGGAAGGUGAAGUACCUUGCCUCUUUUGAGGUCCCUCACCAACCAAAGUAAACAAUAGUGCAAAAGGCAGGAAUCAUUAAAAAUGUGAUAUUAUUUGCUGAUUCCUUAUAUAAUUGAUGUUGUAGUCUUAUGUCGAAGGUAAGCCAUGGACACAGUGAGCAAUGUUUAGUGUUGUGUUAGUGAACUGAGUGGGCUACGUACGUCGAUGUGAAUAUAUAUCCUUUUGUACAUGCUGUAGUACGUGUAUGUAAAUAUUAUA
Juglans regia (Persian walnut) is the source of this 1343-nucleotide messenger RNA. Its product is annotated as protein ODORANT1-like. NCBI's taxonomy places the organism in Eukaryota, Viridiplantae, Streptophyta, Magnoliopsida, Fagales, Juglandaceae. The record is from RefSeq and is a predicted model, not a curated record. The coding region runs from base 133 to 936 and encodes 267 amino acids. The transcript has 2 exons.